AUGGAUGUGAUGUUUUCUGCCAGCUUGGAAAUGGGGACUAUAUUUCUCAUUCAGACAGGAAUUGGCCUCAUGGGAAAUAUCUCCCUCAUUUGUCUUUAUAACUUCACUUUGCUCACUGGACAUAGUUUGAGACCCAUAGACCCAAUCCUCAUGCAACUGGUCAUCGCCAAUGCCACGGUUCUUUUCUCUAAAGGCAUACCACAGACACUGGCAGCUUUCGGAUGGAGGUAUUUCCUGGAUGACACUGGAUGUAAACUUGUCUUCUAUUUCCACAGAGUAGGCACGGGAGUUUCCUUUAGCACCAUCUGCCUCUUCAAUGGCUUCCAGGCCAUCAAGCUCAAGCCCAGUAUCUGGAGGUGGAUGGAACGCCAGAUGAGAGCUCUAAGAUUCAUUGCCUUCUGCUGUUUCCUUUGCUGGGUUGUGCACAUCUUGAUAAAUUCAUGUGUUAUUAUGGUAGUAAAGGGUCCACUGAAGGAGAAGAACUUCAGUAUGAGAAAUAAUUAUGGAUACUGUUCUUGGCAUAUGAUAGAGGGUUCUGUAGGCGCAUUAUACACAGUCACGUAUUUUUCCCUUGAUAUUACAAGUUUAGGUUUUAUGGUUUGGGCCAGUAGCACUAUAGUUCUUUUCCUGUGCAGACACAAACAGCGACUCCAACACAUUUGCAGCAAUCGACUCUCCCCAAGAACUCACGUGGUCAGAGCCACAGGCACGGUCCUGAUCCUGGUAAGUGCCUUCGUUACAUUCUAUACAAUCUACAUUGUUUUGAUAAUUUGGUUGACUCUAGUUGCAACCCGAGGGCAGUGGAUGGUGAACACCUCUGUCCUUCUGGCCACAAGUUUUCCAGCAUUCAGCCCCUUUGUGCUCAUUAUCAAGGACACUCGUAUCUCUCAGUUCCGCUUUACCUGUAGGGCAAGGAAAACAGUUUGCUAACGUGAUCGUCAUUCUAGAGUCUGUUCUCGGUGGCAUUCAAAUAUUUAUCUCAACAUCUGUGAAUAUUUUGGGGCCCUCUUAAGUGCUGGAUAUUAAUUAACCCUAAAAGGAAAUAUAUUAUCAGUUUCUAAUGGCCAGCAUUAAGUAUUUAAAUAAUUAAAAAUUAUUUUCAUCAGCUGUUUUCACUCAAAUAAUUUCAAAUUUUUCUGACUUUAAAUACUGAUAGCUUAUUUUUUUUUAAAGGUCUCUUUCUCUCUGGAUAAUUGAGUGUGCUCUAUUUUUUAAAGUCUUACUCAAUUUUUGUAAUUGGAAAUACCAGCAAUUUUAGUAAAGUCUAGAUAUAAUGUAUAUACAUGUGUAAAUAUCUAUAUUGAACUGCCAAUAGCAUUUAUUACAUACCUAAAUUAUGAGUCUUUAAUCUUACUUAAUUCCAAAAUUAUCAAAUCUAUUUUACUGUUGU
Messenger RNA from Dama dama (fallow deer), 1390 nucleotides. RefSeq names its product vomeronasal type-1 receptor 1. Gene Ontology annotation, molecular function: pheromone receptor activity. The record is from RefSeq and is a predicted model, not a curated record. Gene Ontology annotation, cellular component: membrane. Lineage: Eukaryota; Metazoa; Chordata; Mammalia; Artiodactyla; Cervidae. The coding region runs from base 1 to 930 and encodes 309 amino acids. Gene Ontology annotation, biological process: G protein-coupled receptor signaling pathway. The transcript has a single exon.